AUGACGUUCAACGCCAUGCCCCACAGCCCUCAGUCCACUGGCUCUGUCUCUCCCAGUGCUCCCCCUGUCACUCUCCCGCUCUCCAUUCCUGAGACGAAGCCCUCUGUGGGAUCCCCCGCCUCGAGCGAGUCAUCCUCGCUGCCCACUCCGCUGUCUGCGAGCUUUGCUGGUUCGCUCACUCCCUCUGCCUUUGGCUCGUUCCCUGGUCCCCAAUCUGCCGCCGCUGCAGGCGCAGUCCGCCGCAAGCCCUCUCGUCGCGCCAACACCGCCGAGCGCCGAGCAACUCACAAUGCUGUGGAGCGGGCUCGUCGCGAAACCCUCAACUCACGCUUCCUGGAUUUGGCAGCGCUUCUUCCUAACCUUGUUUCGGUUCGUCGUCCGUCCAAGUCGGCCAUUGUCAAUUCGUCCAUUGCCUUGAUCCACACCCAGCGCCGGGCGCGAGCCACCGCUGGCCGUGAGCUUCGGAAUCUCAAGGCCGAGGCUGACUCGCUCCGCCGCCAGCUCAACGAAUGGCGCGAACGAGCCUGUCUCCCUCCCGUCGAAGAACCCAUGCGCAAUGCCGAAUUCUUGGCGCUUAUCGCACUCGAAGAGGAAGAUGCCGAAGAAGGCGAGGAGGAACGUGCGGCGUAUGCGAUGAUGGAGAUGGAGCGUGGCAUGGGCGGCGGAUACAUGCGCGAUGGCGACGAUGGUGACGACGAUGGAUUCGGCCCAGACGAUGUUCUCGGCCUUGAGUCCACUUCGCCCCCGCAGCCUCCCGCAGCCCCCACGAUGCCCCUCGCUCCCCCCGUCGGCCUCCCAAUGCACGGCCACCUGCCGCAUCACUUGCGUAUGCCCCUUGCUCCCAUGCAUGGAUAUCCUGGAUUCGAUCCCUCUGGCUUCGAUCCGACCGACGCUGAAAAGCUCGCCGCAUGGAACUCGCAGAUCUACACCGCUCUCCAGUGGCAAGCCGCCCAAGCUCAGGCUCACGCCCACGCCCAGGCAGCACUCUUCUCUCCUGGAUCCGCACACCACGGCAGCGCCCCUUCCUUUCCCGCCCUCGCAUUUCAGCAGCAACGUGGACUUCUCUCAGCCGGAUUCGCCCACCACGCCCCCCAGGGGGACGAUGACUCCUCGUCCGUAGCCGGCACUGACCCGUCUUCUCCCCACCGUCCCUCGUCCAACGCCGGCACUCAGACAAGCUUUGACGAGUUGGCUGCUGCAGCUGCCUUUCAACAAGCUCAGGCUCACCAGACCCGCGCAGGCCGAAGCGCAAGCCUGAGUUCAUUCACCGCUCCUUCAAUGCGGAAACACCCUUCGCAGGGCCACGUCCCCCAGGUGGGCGGCGUUGGUGGUCCGUUUGCGCCCAUGGGUCUCUUGAUCUAA
This is a messenger RNA of Rhizoctonia solani, 1362 nucleotides long. RefSeq names its product helix loop helix DNA-binding domain protein. NCBI's taxonomy places the organism in Eukaryota, Fungi, Basidiomycota, Agaricomycetes, Cantharellales, Ceratobasidiaceae. The coding region runs from base 1 to 1362 and encodes 453 amino acids. Gene Ontology annotation, biological process: positive regulation of transcription by RNA polymerase II. The record is from RefSeq and is a predicted model, not a curated record. Gene Ontology annotation, cellular component: RNA polymerase II transcription regulator complex. The transcript is spliced from 4 exons. Gene Ontology annotation, molecular function: protein dimerization activity; DNA-binding transcription factor activity.